AUGGCUGCCGCGCCUGCAGCCAAGAACGUCCAAGACGUCCAAGACUUUCGUGACAGCACGGACCAGACCCAGUCCGUCAUCAACGAGGACGAUCGCGACCUGCUGAAGCUUGGCUAUAAGGCUGUUCUGGAGCGCGGAUGGGGUUCUUUCGAUAACUUCGCAUGCUCCUUUUCAGCCUUGUACUGCAUUGGUGGAAUUCGCGUCUUGUUCUACAUCGCGCUCAGCGCUGGUGGUCCCGCAGCUCUAUGGAGCUCUUGGGUCUCUGGUAGCAUUCUGGCGAUCAUCACCGCCGCCUGUCUCGCUGAGGCGUGCUCCGCAUACCCCGCCGCGGGGUCGAUUUACUACUGGGCCUUUCGGUCGUGGGGUGGUGGCCAGCUCGGACGCUUCAUUUCGUUCAUGGUGGCGGCAUGGACUCUUGUCGCGUGGACAGCCUUCCUGGCAAGUGACUCGUUUGGUGUUGCCAACUACCUGGUGUCCGAGAUUCUCGUGUAUGACCCCAACACCAACUUCCCGACUGAUACCUCCGACGUGCGCGCUAGGGCCGUCGCCUGGGCAUUUUCGCUGUUGUUCCUGGGCAUCGGGACGUCGCUCAAUUUUCUGCCUGCGCGAAUGUACUCCUGGGUCUUCCGUGCAGGAGUCAUCGUCAUUAUUAUCGACAUGUUGCUGAACUUCAUCUGGCUGCCUAUCGGCGUCGCGAAAACAUAUGGUUUCCAGACUGCGGAGUAUGUCUUCACUUCGACAUACAACGGCGGCGACACAACCCCGGGUCUCAACUGGGUGCUGUCCUGGUAUCUGGUCUCGAGUUGUCUUGUGGGUCAGGACGCGUCGGGUCACGUCGCAGAGGAAACGAUCUCGGCCAAGAAAGCUGCUGCUCAAGGUGUGUUCUGGGCGACCGUCGCAUCUGCUGUGUGUGGCUUCCCUAUCAUCGUUCUGUUCCUCUUCUGUAUGCCCUCUAUCGAGACUUUUUACGACACCAGCGCGCCCCAGCCAUUCAUUAACAUGUACUCGAUGGCAUUGGGACCCCGUGCCCAUGUGGUCAUGACCGUCGUCUCCAUGAUCGGUUCCAUCCUCAACACCUCCAUCUCCCUGGUCGCGGUGUCGCGACUGGUCUUUGCCGUCGCUCGUGAUGGUGUCUUCCCCUUCAGCGAUACACUUUCGCGUGUGUCAAAGUCUAAGCAGCCCCACAAUGCCGUCAUUUUCAUCGCGACCAUUGCUGCGCUCCUCCUCUGCACGCAGCUGCCUUCUCAGGUGGCGUUCUCGAGUUUGAUCUCCACCUCGGCAGCGGGCUCAAUUGCAGCCUACGGUCUCGUUGGUCUUGGUCGGACUUUUAUCACGCGCAAAUCUUUCCGCCCGGGAUUCUGGGAUAUGGGCCGAUUUGGAGUCGUGGCGGCUGUCGUGACCUUCAUCUGGAAUGGCUUCUCCUUUGCGGUUCUCUGCGCACCGCAGUACUCGGACAGUGCUAUCAACCAGGAUUCCAGCUUAUUCAAUUACUGUAUCGUGAUUAUGGGCGGUGUUACUAUCCUGGCACUGCUCGAGUGGUGGCGAAAGUCCAAAUCUGACUGGUUCCAGCACCUGGAGACCGGUGCUACAGCGUCCACAAUCGAUGUCUCUGUGACGCCGAACGAGAAGGAAAAGGAUGCCGUCCCUGUUUAG
Messenger RNA from Penicillium argentinense, 1653 nucleotides. RefSeq lists its product as uncharacterized. NCBI's taxonomy places the organism in Eukaryota, Fungi, Ascomycota, Eurotiomycetes, Eurotiales, Aspergillaceae. Gene Ontology annotation, molecular function: transmembrane transporter activity. Bases 1 to 1653 code for a protein of 550 amino acids. Gene Ontology annotation, cellular component: membrane. The record is from RefSeq and is a predicted model, not a curated record. The transcript is spliced from 2 exons. Gene Ontology annotation, biological process: transmembrane transport.